Gryllus bimaculatus (two-spotted cricket) is the source of this 1797-nucleotide messenger RNA. The record is from the annotation of a GenBank genome assembly. NCBI's taxonomy places the organism in Eukaryota, Metazoa, Arthropoda, Insecta, Orthoptera, Gryllidae.
GUGUUCUUUAGCGGGAGUGAUCGGAGAAAAAAUGACGAACUUUGACCGCGAUUAAUGUAGUAUCUGUGUAAACAUAGAUAAAGUCGGCUAAGGAACUAAUAUUUUCCAAUGUUUUUGCCAGUAAGUGAUAUUUUAUAAUAAUAUCAAUAAACCAAUUUAGCGUGAUCACGAGAUGGUCGGGUCAAUGGUUGAUCUUUAAUUAAAGAAGGAUGGGUAUUUGUAAUUGGUUCAUCAUUGGAGAAGCUUGUGGGUUUUUAAUGUUAACAUUUCACAUCAAGAGAUUUUUGCCUUUUAAAAAACUUGCAACUUUUAAGAGUAUUUGGUACAAAAAUAGAAGAACAAUGUAUUCAAAUGAGGCCAUCACUCAUAAAGAGAUGCAGGUGGUAGAUUUAAGGAGUGACACUUUAACAAAACCUAAUGCAUUAAUGAGGAAAGCAAUGUUUGAAGCAGAAGUUGGAGAUGAUGUAAUGGGAGAAGACCCAACUGUUAUGGCCUUAGAAAAAAAAGCUGCAUCUCUUCUGGGCAAAGAGGCUGCUCUUUUCGUGCCUAGUGGUACAAUGGCCAAUUUGAUUGCUAUUAUGAGACAUUGUAACCAACGGGGCAGUGAAAUAAUUGUGGGAGACAGUAGUCAUAUUUUCAAAUAUGAACAGGGCAAUUCUGCUCAGAUUGCUGGUGUGCAGUUACGUACACUUCCAAAUAAAGUUGAUGGUACAUUUGAUCUCUGUGAGCUUGAAAGGAAUAUUCGAGGGGAUGAUGAUCAUGAACCAGUAACAGCCCUUAUAUGUGUAGAAAAUACACACAAUUUGUGUGGUGGAAAAGCUUUGCCUCUUGAUUGGCUAGAUAAGCUGGCUUAUAUUGCAAAUUUACGAGGUAUUCCAUUGCAUAUGGAUGGCGCUCGUCUAUUUAAUGCUUCUGUUUAUCAACAAGUACCUCCUUCUCGAAUUGUUCGUGAUUUUGCUUCAAUAAGUUUUUGUCUGAGUAAAGGUCUUGGUGCUCCAAUAGGAUCAUUGCUUGUGGGUUCUAAACAAUUCAUCAAAGGAGCACGAAGAUCAAGAAAGGCUUUGGGUGGAGGAAUGAGACAAGUUGGCAUCAUUGCUGCUGCUGGUCUAAUAGCAAUAGGUGAAAGUCGAACAGAAAGAUUAAUUAAAGAUCAUGCUAGAGCUUUAAAGAUUGCACAUGCUGUUGUUAAUUUACAAAGCAAGAAAAUCACUGUUGACAUCCAGAAUCAACAUACAAAUAUCAUUUUAUUAAACAUCGAUUCUAAAUACAUGAACGCUCAAGAAUUUUGUCAACGUCUUUCUACAGUCACAGAUCAAGAGAAAACAAUAUUGGGAAACAAGUUAGUAAUAGUGAAAGCAUAUCCCAAAAAUGAGACUAGUGUAAGAUUGGUAACUCAUGGUGAUCUUACUGAUGAUGAUGUGGAUGCUGCUAUCCAAAAAAUAAAGUCAGUUAUUCAGGAACUUGAAAGCUAAAGGUUUCCAAAGAAAGAUUAUAUUCAAGUUGUUUGCAAUUUUUUGUAUCAUAUUUUUUUAAAUGAAUAAUUAAUUAAAAAAAGUAGAUAAAUUAGCAAAUCCAUUAGAAAAUGAAUGUAUUUUUAUAUAAGUUGCUAAUUAUGUAUAAAAAGUAAGUGUUAAAAGUAACAAAAUAAAUGAAUUAAUUUUGGAAUUAUUGCAUACACAUUAUAUUUAUUUGUUAUUAACAGAACAUUAUAUUUAUUUGCAUUUUUGUUGAAAAUUUUUAUUUUAUUGUUAAUAUUUGUGUUUCCCCAUUUUGAGGUCUGAACUGCACUGAUCGAGU